UAAAAUUGCAGCAAAAAUUCCUGAUGUUCCACAGUACAAAGUAUUAGAAUUUUGUAUUAUUGAUUGUCAACCUCUUAAGGAUUCUGCUAUUGCAUGUGGAGAAAAAUGGAAAAAUAAUUUGGGUGACAUUCUAUCGGAAAUUUCUUGUUCAAACUUAGACAAUGCCUAUCAUUUAAUCGAACUUGUGGAUGCAAAUCAAGUGAUCAACUCAAAAAUUUAGAUGAUCGCUGGAAGGCACUUAACAAGGACUUUACAAAUUACUAUGAAAAAUUACAAAAAGUUCAGGCCUUUCAUCUUAGAAGAUUUCUAGAGUACCACAAAGAGCUUGAGAAUCAAAUAAAGAUUCUUGAGAAUGAAAUGAACCUAAAAGGUCCUUUUCAUAUGGAUUGCAAUUAUGAGGAUGCUAUGGAUCAUAUAUCAUCUUAUAUUAAAACUUUGCAUUACCUUCAGGAGCGUGAACAUCAAAUGAAGCAUGAUGCCCCAUUUUUCAAUAUUGAUUUAAAGCCAUUGGACACCUUGGAAAUUGUAGAGAUUGAAAUUGAGUGUCUGAAAACCUCAUGGUUGUAUGUAACACAAUAUCAGAACUUUCUCAAUGACUGGACAGAUAUCACUAUAAUGAAUUUCAAUGUCAUGGAAAAACAGAAAUGCACUGAUGAGCUUCAAGCCGAUAUAAAUGUUUUGAGGGCAGAAAAGGGAUUCCAUUACAAGCUUCUAGACGAGUUGUCUUUAUGCUUAAAUGAUUUAAAUGAUUGUUAUAAAGUAGUUACAGAUUUUCAAGAGCCUACUUUCCAAGCCAGACAUUGGAACAUGCUGAGAAAUAUUUUGAAUUUAGAUCUUGAUGAUUGUGAAAAAUUCUUUAAAAGUCAGAAAUUUACUUUCCAAUUUUUAAGAAAUUUUGAUUUAUCUAGCAUAUCUUAUGAAGUAAACAUGAUUACUCUUCGUGCUAGAAAAGAACAUGAAAUAGAGCAGACUUUAAAUUUUGCAAGAAAGACAUGGGAAAAUAUAUAUUUCUCUUUAAAUUUAUACGGCAAUAAUUACAAACUUGAUGAUAGUGGUGAUAUUGUAGAUAUUGUUGAAAAUCAAUUGACAACACUUGGAGUAUUGAAAACCUCAAAGUAUGUUUUGUACUUUUCUGAUCAAGUGGAUGAUCUGGACAAUUCUUUGAGGUUAAUCUUAGAUUCUAUUGAAUUAAUGGAAUCCUUCCAAAAAAGAUUUUUUCCUUUGGAGGUUAUAUUCUCAGUUCAAGUUGGUCAAGCAGAACUCUCUAAAGAGUCUCCUCAAUUCCAAGAAGUCAUCACUUUGUGGGCAGAUGUGUCAAAUGUUAUAAAAUCUGUUAAACUGGCAUGGCAAACUUGUCAUGAAGAAGGUUUUGUUGACAGAUUGUAUGAACUGAACAGAAAGAUUGAAGACAUUCAACAAUCAUUGAACUUUUAUUUAGACUCAAAGCGUCGUGUCUUUCCUCGUUUUUACUUUAUUUCAAAUGAUGAUUUGCUUACUAUCAUUGGUCUACAAAAAUCUACUGCUAUUCAACCCUAUCUCAAGAAGUUAUUUGACAGCUUGCAUAGAUUAGAAAUAAUGGAAAAAACGGAAGAAAAAAUGAGGGAGAAAAUAGUCACAAAUCAAGCAUUAGGAAUGUAUUCCUCAUGCAAUGAAAGUGUUCAGUUUUCAAAUCCUAUAAACUUGGAAGGUCCUGUUGAAUCAUGGUUAUUAGAGAUUGAAAAAAUGAUGCACUCAGCACUUAAAACAUCUUUAUCAAAAUGUCUUCAAGCUCUCUCGACAGCUUUAUCUAAAGAAGAAUAUGAUUUUGGUACAUCAAAAUGGUUGACUAAGUUUCCUGGACAAGUAUGUCUCCUCGCUAUAAUGAUUCAGUGGACUGCAGAAGUUACCCAAGGUAUAAAAACGGUUCAAGAAACAGCUGUGACUUCAGCUUUGAAAGCGCUAAAGAAAAAAUGGAGAAAUAUUUUGUAUCAGCUAUCCAAGAGACUGAGAAAACCAGAAACUAAGCCUUUGCUUCAAAAGAAAAUAAUGAAUCUUAUAUUGAGUAUUGUUCACUCUUGUGAUGUUAUAGAAUCCCUGAUGAAGUACGUGUGUAAUAAUGUAGCAGCUUUUGAAUGGAUCGUUCACCUACGAUUCUAUAUGAACUAUGAUAAAAACACUUGCAUGAUUAGACAAACAAAUUCUACUUUUAGUUAUGGUUUUGAAUAUCUUGGAAAUACUGAUAGACUUGUAAUCACUCCCAAUACAGACAGAUGUUUUCUUUCUAUUACUACGGCUCUAAAUCUGCAUCAAGGAGCAUUUUUGAAAGGUUGCAAAAACUCUGGAAAGACAGAAACUUUAAAGGAGGUUGGAAAAGCUUUUGGAAAUUAUGUGCUUAUUAUGAACUGCUCUGAAAAUAUGACUCAUUUCUCUUUAAUGCGCAUGCUGUCUGGUCUAGCUCAGAUUGGUGCGUGGGGAUUAUUUGAAAGAUUUAAUUUGUUGAAAACUGAAAUCAUAUCUGUUUUAUCUCAAGAAGUGAGCAGUAUUUUCAACUCUCAAGCAAGAAAAGAAAGCUAUUUUUCUUUUAUGGGCAAUAAAACUCCUCUUAAUAACAGAUGUGGUAUUUUUCUUUCAUUUGAUUCUGGCUCCAAUUUUAGUAUACCAUUUGGCCUGUCUGAUGUAUUCAGACCUGCUUCAAUUAUAUCUCCUGACUGCAAGCUUAUAAUUGAAGUUUAUCUGUUUUCUUAUGGCUUUCAAGAAGCAAAGGCUUUAGCUGCUGAUGUUGAUUUGGUGUUCAAGAAAAUGAGGGAACAAUUAUCUAGGAAGCUUCAUUACUCAUUUGGACUUCGUGCCAUCAUGCACUUCUUAAAAUAUCUGAAAGAAAAGAAAAAACUUGAUUCACAUUUAUCAGAGGAUGAGUUUAUAGUGUCUUCUUUGCGAGAAACAACAGUUCAGAUACUCGAUUCUUUUGACAUUCCCAUCUUUGAAAGCAUAUUGGAAAUAGUUUUUGGUUUUUUUAAAUCAGAUCACGACAGUAAAUUAGAACUUUGCAAUGAUAUAAAGAAAGUUUUAGAAGAAAAUUUUCUUCAACCAGAUUCAUCGACUAUUGAAACAAUUAAAUACCUGUAUGAAUUAAGAAAAUAUUAUCACUCUAUCAUUUUGCUUGGAGAAAGUGGUAGUGGUAAAACAACUACCUGGAAAAUGUUAAAAGAGCUUGAGGCUCAGUAUAACCGAACUGAGGAUUCCAAACUUUCUGCAGUUCAUAGUUUUAUUUUUAAUGCCAAAGCUUUCACUCUAAAAGAGCUUUUUGGUUUCUUCCCGGAAAAUGAAAUUUGGUCAGAUGGUUUAUUUUCUGCCACUUUGAGAAAGGCUUGCCUAAACGAAAGGGCGAAAGAGAGCUGGCUAAUACUUAAUGGACCUCUUGACAAAGAAUGGAUCGGCAAUAUAAGCUCAUUACUAGAUGCGAAUAAAGUGUUUACUUUAGCUAAUGGAGAACGAAUAGUUUUAGCUAACAUGGUCACUUUAAUCUUUGAAACUACAAAUAUUUUGCAUUGUUCACCAAGUAUUCUUUCUUGCAUGGGUAUUGUGUAUCAUAAAUCAAGCAACGUAGUAUGGAAGAAUUUUUUGUUUUCAUGGAUUCAUAAGUGUGAAAAUGAAAACUUAAUUCCUGUUGUCAAGAAACUAAUAGAAGAAUACAUGGAAAACAUUUUGGAAUUCGCUUUUGAUUCUUUAAGAAGUUUGAAGUCUCUGUCAAUAACUAAAUUGAAUUGUGUGUCCUCUUUCUCCUGUUUAAUGGACAUCUAUGUCAAAAAUGUAUCUCCGCAGAAGGUUGAUUCAACCAUCAUUUCAAGAAUAUUUUGGCUGUCAAUAAUCUGGUCAAUUGGUGCUGCCAUUAGUGAAGAUGAGAAAAAUGAAUUUGAUGCUUUCAUCAAAAGCUUAAAUGAUUCAUUAAAUGCUUUAGAAAGCGUUUAUAACUAUCAUUUAGAUGCCAACUUUGAAUGGAUCAAAUGGAGUUCAUAUUUGCCUGAAAAAUGGCAACCCCCAAUGAAUUCUCCAUUUGAAAAUUGGUUCAUUCCAACUGCUAGAUGUAUAAGUUAUCAGCACUUUAUACUUCAGUUUACAAACACACUUCAUCCAGUUCUUUUGAUUGGCAAUAGUAGAUGUGGUAAGACAGCUUUAGUAGAAGAUUUAUUUUCAGUUCUGGAUCGUGAUACCUACACUCACAAUAUUGUCAACAUCUUACCACAGAUUUCAUCCAAUAAGUUUCAAACAGUAAUUGAAAGCCAGUUGGAAAAAAAGGCUGGUGGCAUAAUGUUACCCCAUUUUAAGAGGAAACUAAUUAACUUUUUGGAUAACAUUGACAACAUUAUCUGUGAUGAAUCUGGAAGUCAACCACCUUUAGAAUUACUAUUGAUGGCUAUUGAUUGUGGAUUUUGGUAUGACCGUAAAACAUGGACGAAAAAUUGCUUACGAAAUGUUUCAUAUGUGGCUUCAUCUUCAUCAUUUGGAUCAGCAAAUAAAAUUCCAGAUCCACUACUAAACCGUUUCUGUGUCUUCAAUGUUCCAGAACUAAAAGAUGAAAUGAAGAAUAUAUUCCUCACGUUGAUGAAACAAAAAAUUCCUAGUGUCUCUUUGGAAACUCAAAGGCUACUAAACUCUUUAAGUUCUGGCACUGUGAAAGCUUAUGAAUUGAUAAGAGAAAAUUUUCUCCCUACUCCUACAAAAUUGCACUAUUUAUUUCAUCUGAGAAGUGUCAAAAAAGUACUGUUUAAUCUACUGAACAUAAAUACUGAAUAUUUGGAUAAUCGAAUCAGCAUAACAAAGUUCUGGUUUCACGAGUUUACUCGAGAGUUCUCCGAUCUUCUAAUUAAUGAUGAUGACCGCUUGCUGAUGUUCCGUGUUCUUGCUGGUGUAGUGGAGAAAGAAUUUUUAAUUCCUGUGGCUCGUGUUUGUGCUGAAAAUGAACCAGUGUUUGUGAAAUUUCUAACUCCUGAUACUGGUUAUAAUGAAAUUCAAGAUAUUAGUAUUUUACAAAAACUGCUAGAAACUUACAUUGAAUCAUACAAGCAUAAAAAAUUAAAGGAUUUACAGAUUGUUCUUUUCAAACAAUACUUAGAUCAUUUUGUUCGUAUUUUAAGAGCUAUUGAAAACCCUCAUGGAAAUGUGAUUCUUUUGGGAGCUAGUGGCACUGGUCGAAGAACAUUGUGCAAAAUAGGAGCAUUUGUUUUAAAUUACGAAGUGUUUGAAAUAACAUUUGAUGAAGACUUUGAUGAGCAAAGUUUCAAAGAAGCUCUUCAGAAACUUUUGCGUCAAAUUGGUAUUAAUGGAAAGGAUGUUUUAUUCAUAAUCUCAGAUUAUCAGAUCAGUGAUGAUUUUUAUCUAGAGUUUUUGAGUGAUAUAGUUGCAAUUGGUGUUCCACCAGAUUUAUUUUCAUCUUUAGAAUUGAAAGAGAUAUAUAGUGAAAUGGAAAAAAGUAUGAUAGUCCCUAAGGGAGGAAAUGACUUUUUUAAACACUUUGCAAGUAAUAUAAAGUCUCACUUUCAUUUAGCUUUUUGUGUAAGCUAUACAUCUUCACAUUAUAAAAGAUCUAUUUUAAAGUACCCUGAUUUGUAUAAGCAUUCUACCGUUGAUUGGUUUGAGGAAUGGCCAGUUGAGGCUUUAGAAACUAUUUCCGAAAAAUUUCUUCUUGACCUUCAAGAACCACCAAUUGAUCAAAAGGUUUUGCAAACAUAUUCUGUAAUACUGUGUGAUAUGCAUCUUGACACCUUAAGAUUAGCUGAAACUGAGAAAUCUGAAAAUAAUGUAUUUGAAACGUCAAGCAGUUUUGUCAAACUUGUGAAUGCCUUCAAAAGAUUACUUGUGAAUAAACAAGAAAAAGUUCAGUACUCUUUGAAUAGACUGAUAUCUGGGCUUCAAAAAAUUAAUGAGACUCAAGAUAAAGUGAAUGAAAUAGCUAAACAAACAAAAGAGGCUCAUGAAAAGCUAGUUAUAGCUACUAGGGAAUGUGAUGCAGCCCUUAUUGAUAUUAAAGCCAAACGAGAAAUUGUAGAACAAAAACAAAAGAUUAUAGAAGAGAAAAAGAUUGAGAUCGAAAGGAAAGAAAAAGUGUGCAAAAAAAUUGAACUUGCUGCUCAAGAAGAUCUAAAUGCUGCUCUGCCAGCUUUAGAAGAAGCCAGAAAGGCAUUAGAAGCAUUGAAUAAACGAGAUAUUGGAGAAAUUAAAAGCUAUGCAAAACCUCCAGAACUUGUAGCAUUAGUUUUGCAAGCAGUAAUGAUUUUGCGAGAUUCUGAGCCUUCUUGGGCAGAAGCUAAACGGCAAUUAGGUAGCCCUAAUUUUUUGAAACAGUUAAUGGAAUUUGACAGGGAUAAUAUACCAGAUGAUGCUUUAGAUGAUUUGGAAAAAAUUAUCAAAAAGAAAGAAUUUAAACCUGAAAAAGUAGGAAAAGUAUCAUUUGCUGCAAAAUCUUUAUGUCUUUGGGUAAAGGCUAUGUAUAUGUAUGGCAGAAUAUAUAAGAAAGUAAAACCCAAAGUUGAAAGACUAAGACUUGUACAAGAAGAACUGUCUAAACUACAAAAAACACUGUCUGAUUUGUUUGCUGAGCUUAAUGCACUUCAUGAAGCCAUUGCACAGUUAGAACAUGAGCAUGAUUUGCUGAUGAAAACAAAGGAAGAAUAUGCACGCAAAGAAAAAGAACUUGCUUUAAAGUUGGCGAGAGCUGAAAGCAUCAUGGAAAGUUUACGUUCUGAAAAGGAAAGGUGGCAGUUGAAAGUUGCUACACUACAGGAGAAAAAAGACUAUGUUAUUGGGGAUAGUUUUCUUGCAUCUGGAUAUCUGACAUACCUUGGACCCUAUGAUCAGUAUUUUCGUUCUAACAUAAGUACAAAAUGGAAAACAAAAAUAUCAUCAAAGUUUGCUUUUAAUCAAGAAUUCAGCUUAGCAGAAUUUUUUGUUGAAGAGGAUGUAUUAAAUGAUUGGAUAAUGUGUGGGCUUCCUAGUGACCAAUAUUCCUUUGAGGGGGCAGCCAUUGUUAAUGAAAAUUUAUGCUGGUCUUUUUUAGUUGAUCCUGAAGGGCAUGCUGCCAAGUGGAUUAAAAAUUUAUCUGUAAAAAAUAAACUGAAAUAUAUUGAUUAUCAAGAUCCAAAAUAUUUAUCACUAUUGGAACUGGCUAUAUCAGAAGGAUUUCCAGUUUUAAUAGAAAAUAUGAACCCUAAACUAAAUUUGAUCAUUAAUUCUCUUUUGAAACUGUCAAAGAAUCAAAACAUCUGUUUUAAUGGAAAGGAAAUGAAGAUGAAUCCUAACUUUCGUUUAUUUAUGUCAACUAAAUUAUCCAAUCCUGAUUUCUCUUCUUUUGCCAUUAAAGAACUCUUUAUUGUGAAUUUUACUAUAAAACAAAAAGGUCUAGAAGAUCAACUCUUGCCAAUAAUUGUUAGAAAUGAGCGGCCAGAUUUAGAACUCAUUAAGGAAAAGCUCGUAAAAGGCAUUAUCGACUGCAAGAAGCGCUUUACUGCUGUUGAAGAUAAAAUUCUUAAAUUAUUAAGCAAAGCAGAAGGCUCUUUGUUAGAAGAUGAAGUGUUGGUUCAUGCUCUCCAAGAAUGUAAGUCUGAAUCAAAUGAAGUUGAAAUGGAAUUAACAUCAAACCAAAAAACUGAAGUUCGAAUUGAUCAGGCUAGAGAUGAAUACAGACCAUGUGCAAAAUUGGCAUCAAUUUUGUAUUUUGUGCUUGCUGAUAUGAAUAAAGUCAAUUUAAUUUAUAUGUUUGCUUUGGAUUCAUACCUUGAUUUGUUUCUGAACUCAAUACAAAAAUCACAGAAAGAUCCCGAGGUUUCGGGCAGAAUCAAGAAAGUAAAUCUUUUUCACCAGUAUUCUGUUUAUAGAUAUGCUUGUAGGUGUGUUCUUAAUAAACAUGCUCUGCUCUUUUUGUUCCACAUGUGUACACAGAUUCUGUUGGCUGAUCAUAAACUUGGCAUUGAUGAGUAUGAGUUUUUUAUCCAUGGAGGAAAGGAAAGUGGUGAAAAAAAUAAACUCAUGAAUCCAUGCUCUCACUGGUUGUCUGAAGAGAGCUGGAACCAAAUUAUUCAGCUGGAAUUGUUACCAAAAUUUCUUGGUAUAACGGUAUCAUUUGAUGAAGCUCCAAAAUUAUGGUAUGAAUGGUACUCUUCCCAAGAACCAGAAAAUAAAUUACUUCCAGGAAACUGGAGAAAUAUCUGCUCUGAAUUUGAGAAACUUCUUCUUAUUCGAUGUCUACGUCCUGAUAGAAUAAUAAAUUGUAUAAGCAAUUUAAUUGCCAAUAAUCUUGGCCGAAACUUUCUUGCUUACCCUGAAAUAGAUAUAAGGGAAAUAUUUGAAGAAUCUUCUGCUAAAAAACCUCUUAUCUUAUUUACUGUUUCAUCAGAUGCUCAUGCUGAACAGAUUAUUUCAAACCAUGCUCAUGAACGUAACACUAAAUACCGUGUGUUAUCUCUGGCAGAAAGACAGGGUAAUUUGGCCUCACAAUUGAUAGUAGACUCCAUCAAAGUGGGAGACUGGGCCUUCAUUUCAAAUGCUCAUCUAUUACAACCAUGGUUACCAACAUUAGAAAAAAUUGUUAGUAUACUCCAAACAGUUAAAGCCCAUCCAAAUUUUCGCUUGUGGCUUUCGUCAUCUCCAAUAGAUUCAUUUCCUUCUUCUAUUCUACUAAAUAGUAUCGUAUUAUCAUUGGAUUCUCCAAAGGGUAUCCAAGCUAAUAUGUUAGAUUUAUAUCACAAGUAUGGAUCAAAUGCAGGCAGUGAUUUCACUUCACUGGAAUUAAGGUUCAAAAGCUUGCUGUACUCUUUGGGCUUUUUUCACUCAAUUCUUCUAUGCAGGAAACGUUUUCAAAACCUCGGUUGGAAUGGCACUUAUGAGUUUUCAUAUUCUGAUUUUAAAGUAUCAUCAGAUUUGUUACAGUUGUAUUUAGAAGAAUACAGAGAAGAUCCUUGGGAUGCUUUGCAGGAAAUGAUAGCCGAAAUCAUUUAUGGAGGCCAUUUCACAAAUAGACGAGAUAAAGAACUCAUGCUUGACUAUUACAACCAAUAUAUUAGUGAUGAUGUUUCUGAAAAAUAUAUAUUGGCACCAGUGGAAAAUUAUGCUGUUCCAGAUGAUGGCCCAAUUCAGUUAUAUUUAGAGUCAAUAAGAAAACUACCUACUAGGGAUGUACCUGAAGUUUUUGGGCAGCACAAAAAUGCAGAAAUACCAUGCCAAAUGUAUGAUUCAGAAAGACUGCUGAAAGACAUGGAGAAAAUAAGAAGACAGAAAAUUCUCGAAGUAAACAUUAAGCCCGAGGUAUUGUUUAUCAUUACAAAAAUUAAAGAAGAAAUUCCUGAUUUUCUAAAUAUUAAUGCUGCUAUGAAAUUGCUAAAAAGGAAACCUGAGCCGUACACUUACGUUUUAAUCCAGGAAGUACGACAAUACAACUCCUUAUUAAAAGUGGUUUCUGAGUCAUUACAAAAUUUAAAGGAUGUAAUAAUAGGUAAACAAAUGAUGACUGAAGCAUUCUAUGCACAAGUUCUAUCAAUUCAACGAAUGGAAGUACCAUCUGAAUGGAUGAAGAUAUACCCAUCUUUAAAACCACUUGAAAGUUGGAUUGCAGAUUUAAGAGAAAGAAUAAAGUUUUUUGCCAACUGGAUAUCAGCAAAAAAUCUUCCUGUAAAAGUAUGGUUACCAGCAUUUACAAAUCCUGUAAGCUUCCUUAAUGCAGCAUUGUUAACAGCCGCAAAAAAUUCUGAUAUGAUGAUUAAGGAUUUAAUGUGGGAACACCAAGUUUCUACCCUUGAUGAAAAAUACAUCUUUGAAGCUCCCCAAGAAGGAAUUUACAUAAGAGGAUUAUAUUUAGAAGGAGCAGGAUGGGAUAGGACAAACAGUCUUUUGACUGAUCCAGAACCUUUAAAAUUGAUCACAUCUUUGCCAGUAGUUCAUUUUAAACCAGUUAUAGAGUCUUCCAUUCGUGGUAUUUAUAAUUGUCCUUGUUACUAUACAUCCAAACGAACAGAUGAGGAAGGCAAUUCUUUGGAGCUUUUUAGUAUAGACUUGAAAACAAAAAAAGGCAAAGGGCAUUGGAGAAAGCGUGGUGCUUGUUUGUUACUGUGUGAUAGUACAUAGUUAUUUGAUAUGUGCUAAUAACAAAACAUAUUAACGAAUAUUAAAUACUGUUUGUAUUUAGACAUGCAAAUUAUGAAUUUCUCUCAUAUUUGUUUUACACAUAUCUGAUGUCUAAAUUUUUAAAAUAUAUUUGCAUUGUCUUCAUUAAUAAAAUUUGAAAGAAA
Molecule: messenger RNA, 10256 nt
Organism: Parasteatoda tepidariorum (common house spider)
Lineage: Eukaryota; Metazoa; Arthropoda; Arachnida; Araneae; Theridiidae
Source: RefSeq, a predicted model, not a curated record